UUAUUUUUUUGACCUCUCCACUGCCAGAGUUUCUUAGCUCGAGCUUCUGCUACCUCGUCAAGGAAGAACCAGAAACAAAAGGAUUAUUCUCCUCUGUUUUUUUUUUCGUUUCUAUCCUGUUCUCGGAGUGAGAGCGAAACGUUCCCAGGUAGCUUUCUGGCUUGAGAACGUUAUAAAGUUUUCUCUUUCUCCAUCCGUGCUGCUAUCAUUGAGCUACGUGAAGAUCUUCUUCUAGUUUGUUUAAUUGUCCUCUAACACCAGAUCACUUGGUUUCCUGUCAUGAUUUUGGAGUGGAAGAUUAUAAAGGUCGUACCUAAGAGCUAUCUUGUGACUGCAAGAAGAGACCACCGGUGGAGAAGUUGCAACUGAGAUGGGUGACGGAAGUGAUUUUGAAAAGCUGACAGUAAAAGCGCUGCUGCGGAGGAAAUUAAAGUAUCGAAAGAUUAAAGACCGCGAUGGAGAUGUGGCGUGUUAUGCUCUAUCUUCAGGCCGGAGUUUAGCAGCCUUAAAUAGUCAGGUGAAAGCUCGGAGUGACACUGAAGAAGGUGGAAUUAUUGGAAGCCCAGAGGCUGAUGCUGCAUCGAAACAACAGUCUAGUGAUGGAUUUCCUCCAAGCACUAAAGAGAGUGUUGCAGAUCAUAAAGCAGUCUCUCAUAAUCUCGGAAAAAGGAAACAUAUGGAUGAUGAUGCCACUUGCAGGCUUUGUGGGAAAAACUUUCCAUCGAUGAAGGCAUUGUAUGGUCAUAUGAGAAGCCAUGAGAGAAACUGGCGAGGACUGACUCCGCCAUCUGAAGUGCACACGCUGGUGCCAAUACCAGCUGCUGAUUUCAAAAGCUCCAAUAUAUUUUUGCCACCAUUGAAGUCGUCCGUGAUCGCAAAGAGACAUAGGAAAGCCAAAGCAGCUGCCAAUCCCAGGACGGAAGAAGAGUUGGAGGAUCCAUUGAUCAAUGCUGCCAAGAAUCUUAUGUUUUUGGCCAAUGGGGGUUUCUCUCUGGAUUCAACCCCAGCAAGGCAGCAACAAAAUAGGAACUCUGUACCAUAUAAUUCAAAACCGAUGAGCAAUGAGGACGAUCUGAAAAUCAGCACUACUGCACAAAUGGAUGCAGAUACGACUGGAAAGAGCUCGAACCAAAACAUUAAUAAUUCGGUGAUCGACUGCAAUGGAACAGUAGACAUGUCAAGCGGGAAGCCAACGAAGAAGAAAGAUGAUUUGGAAAUAGUGACCGAGUUGGCCGGAGACCAGAAGCAGUAUUUGUGCACCGCCUGCAACAAGUCAUUCUCCACUCACCAAGCACUCGGGGGUCAUACAGCGAGCCACAACAAAGGCAAGAGCAAUGCAGGAGUUGAGGAAGCAAAGCUAGCACAAGCUGAAGGUAAUUUGAUUGGCCAAAGUGGUGGUUCGGCCAUGAAAGUCUCCGAGCAUCGGUGCAAGAUCUGCAGCCUGGUAUUCCCAACGGGGCAGGCUCUUGGUGGGCACAUGCGGAAGCAUUGGACGGGUCCCGAGAAUGUUGCUGCACCCUCGUCAUCAAAGAAUGGUAAAAAAGCAAACCAAACUUCCUCAUCGUCAGAGAAUGCUACAAAAGCAACCCAACCCUCCUCACCAUCGGAGAAUGCUCCAAAAGCAGAACAUCGUUAUCUAGAUAUCGAUAUCAAUGAGCCUGCACCGCCCGAAGACGCCGGAUAGCUCGCAGGACGUGGGCUUGGAGGAAAGAUGGAAGUGUGCAUUGCGGUUUCAAGUUACAAAUAAGUCAAAAAAAAAAAAAUCUGUGAUUGAAUUAUUCAGAAUUAGACUGUUAGACAAUAAGAGAGGACUGAAGCUUGUUUUGGAUUACUAAAUUUUGUUGGUUUCUCUUCCAUGGUCCUGGUUUCUUUCUUUAGUUGUGACGAUUUUUUAUGUCCCUAAGGAUGGUGGAAAGGUCAAUUGAAGCCUUCUCCUUCUAUCUACCUAUGAUAUAUGCAAUCCACA
Molecule: messenger RNA, 1966 nt
Organism: Phoenix dactylifera (date palm)
Lineage: Eukaryota; Viridiplantae; Streptophyta; Magnoliopsida; Arecales; Arecaceae
Source: RefSeq, a predicted model, not a curated record